This is a messenger RNA of Parnassius apollo (apollo), 639 nucleotides long. Lineage: Eukaryota; Metazoa; Arthropoda; Insecta; Lepidoptera; Papilionidae. The record is from the annotation of a GenBank genome assembly.
AUGGCUUUGUGGACGCCUUACGCCGAUGACGCUGCCUUGGAUUUGUCAAAAAAGUGCAAAGAAGAACGAGUGUCGCCGGAGUGCUACCCGAAUAACAUUCCUUACCAUGUACCCUCGUAUCAGAACGUGCCUUAUCCUUACCUCAACUAUCCGCAGCAGUACGUCCCUGCAGCGCCGCCUUCGCCUCCAUCUGGCGGCAGCACGUGCUCCUACAUGACAGCACCCAUCAGCCCUCGGAUAGGGAUGAUCUCGCCACCAGCAUCGCCGACCUCCCAUCACGUUUCACAGCCCAAACGGCCGAGUUACAUGGUCGAUGUAGAUUCACUUUCCGAUGAUGCGGAUUUUCAAGCAUUCGAGAGGGACGCAUUGAGAGUUAUGGCGGAGAAGAAUGGAGGGACUCUCCUUGGUAACAAUCCAAGGAUGAGGAGAGCCGUGCAGACGAGUCAGGCAGCCGACGACUCAUACAGAAAGCAGCGGCAGAGGAACAACUUCGCCGCGAAACAGAGCAGAGAUCGUAGGAAACUGAGAGAAAUCCAUCUUGCUUUGAAAGUGACUUAUUUGAGGAAUGAGGUGGCCAAGUUGAAGUGUCAACUGGCUUCGAGGUCUUGCACCCGCUGUCAUCAGACAUAUCCCUACUGA